UAGAUGACAGAUGGAGAGAGAGACAGAGAGAGGAUAGAGAUAUAAUCAAUAAAUAAUGGAGAGAGAGAGAGAGAGGAUGACAGAGAUAGAGAUACUCAAUAGAUGGAAAGAGAUAAGAUAAAAGAUUUAUUAUCACUUUUCCUGGAUACACAUUGGCACACAUUAAAAAACAUGCACAUCCUUUUGUGAUGGUUUGAACGCGCAGGCUGUGAAGCAUGUGUGCGUGUUUGUGUAUGUGCACUCAAUCAUUGCAACUGAGUGAGCUGUGUCAGGGAGAGACAAACUCUGCAGUGCAAAGCUGGGGUCUCAAUGACCCAAGUGUUAUUUGCAGGGGGAGGGCAGAGGAGGCAAAAUUGGAUGGCUGCAGAUCGUGACUGGUUGGUUGGGGGUGUCGCCUGCAUGUGUGAAGAGCGUUUGCUGUACUUCGGUGAGUGUGGAAGGCAUGCCCUCAGCAGAGGCUGAGGAAGCCCAGUUGUUUUGCUGCAGACAUCUUCCAGCGAGCCUCCCUCGGCUACCAGCUCCGUCUCUGCUCCGACUAUGAACCUCUCCUUCAGCCUCACCUUUCUUGGGAGCCACCUGGAGCCCUGGAUGCCGGCCAACCUGUCUUUGUCGGGACAGCUGAACGGGAGCCAAGGGCUGGGCUGGGCGGAGCUAGAGAAGUUGCUGUUCCUCUUCAAUGAUGAUCCAGUCAUCAUCAGCCUCACCCUCCUGUACCUGAUGUCCUUCUUGGUGGGGCUGGUCGGCAACGUCAUGUCACUCCGGAUGCUGACCCGGAAACGAAGCAACAACAUGCCCAGCUUGAAUGCCACCCGGAGUCUCCUGAUCAACUUGGCUAUCUGCGACUUGAUGGUGGUCUGCAUCUGCCUGCCCAUCACGACCGGGAACUUGAUCUACAAAGCAUGGGUCUACGGAGACUUGCUGUGCAGGGCAACGCCAUUCAUCCAGGCCGUCGCCGUCUCAGCCAGCAUCCUCAGCCUGACGGUGAUCAGCUUGAACCGCUAUUACAACGUGCACAAUCCCCUCAAAGCCCGGUCCUUCUUCACCCGGAGGAAGAUCUUGAGUACCAUCCUGAUGGUUUGGGUCUUGUCUUCAGGCAUCAGCAUGCCUCUUAUAUUUAUGAACAAACGAGAGGAGAUUGGGGUGGGGUCCGAUCUGCCGUUGGUGUUCCCCAUUUGCCGGGAAGUGUGGCCCCAGGAAGAGCUGAAGCAAACCUACAAUUUCUUCCUCUUCUGCACUCUCUAUUGCUUGCCGGUCUCCUUCAACAUGGUCAUCUGCUACUUGACUGUCCAUCGGCUCUGGAGCCCCACCAGCACCCUGAGAGAUUGUGGUGGUGCCUUGAAGCAGACCUUGCUGGCUUCCAGGCUGAAGAUCCGCCGGAAGGUGGUUCAAAUGGUCAUCGCCUUAGUCCUCCUCUUUGCCAUUUCCUGGCUGCCCAUUUACCUGGUGGACAUCUGGAUAGAGUUCCACAGCCCCAAGUCCUUGUGGGAUGAGAAACCAUCUCCUUUGGUCCUGCAACUGCGAGCUUUUUCUCAAUGGCUUAGCCUCACCAACUCCAGCCUCAACCCCAUCUGCUACUGUUUUCUGGGCGACCUCUACAGAUCGGCUAAGGAAAUGAGGAGCAGAUACCAAAAGAAGAUGGCUUCUCUUCUCAACUUCUCUCUCUCCCGAAAGAGCUGGCCACCUUCUGUUCCUGAGAUGCUUUCUUACAGGAGGUCUAUGGACUCUGCUAAAAAAGAAUCGGACCUCGCAACAGGAAGAGAAGGCAACAGAGGCCACAGCCACAGCUGCAGAGACCUUGCCUAAGAUGCUCUUUUAUAUGUAUCAGUCUUUAUCAACUAGGGAUGGCCGAUAGUGCGUUGGCGAAGAAGCAUCUUCCUACAAGGGUUGAAGUUUCCACUGUGCAUCUUCCCUGGAUGUGAGCACCUUCCUGAAGCCAAUCGAAGAGAAUAUUUGUAGCUCAGAUUUGAACUGUCGGGUCCUUGGUGCUCUCUGAGUUUGGUUGUUUUCUUCCAGACAUUUCACGAGCCUACUA
Molecule: messenger RNA, 2032 nt
Organism: Crotalus tigris (Tiger rattlesnake)
Lineage: Eukaryota; Metazoa; Chordata; Lepidosauria; Squamata; Viperidae
Product: QRFP-like peptide receptor
Exons: 2
Coding region: 538-1803 (421 amino acids)
Biological process (GO): G protein-coupled receptor signaling pathway
Cellular component (GO): membrane
Molecular function (GO): G protein-coupled receptor activity
Source: RefSeq, a predicted model, not a curated record